AUGAAUUUGACAGAUAUACCUCACUCGGGACGCCAAGCAACGAUCUACAGGUAUACGAAAGAUCCCUUGCCUACAAAGGCAGAACGUGUUUCGUUUCCAGUAGAGCAUGUUUAUUAUUGCCAUUCUAACGAACCAUCGGCAGCGAUAAGCUCCCUCUCAGCGUACUUCCUCGUCUUCUCAUGCCUCACAGCCGCUGCACUGGCCCAGACGGUCUGGAUCACUGCGCCUGCUGGGUAUGACUCCUUCUCACCCGGAGAAAACUUCACGGUGCAAAUCACCAGACCCCAAGAGAUGAGCGGCGCCGACGAAGUUGCGAUCGUAAUCGCACUCGAGUCGUGCGCGGGCUGGACCGGUGGCUGCGCCGAGUACGAUGUCACGCAGGUGCUCGGUACGGUCCUCUACCAGGGACCGUACGCGCCUGUCUUCCAGACGCCCGGCGAGGCGCCGUACCAAAACUUUACCGUACAGGUGCCAUCGUACAUGGCUGCUGGACAGGCCUCGCUGUCGUGUUCUCGCUUUGCUCUCCUCGGGGGGGGGCUGUACCCGAAUCUUGAAGUGAAAAACAUCACGCUUGACGUCAUUUAA
This is a messenger RNA of Sparassis crispa, 585 nucleotides long. RefSeq lists its product as hypothetical. The record is from RefSeq and is a predicted model, not a curated record. The transcript has 4 exons. The coding region runs from base 1 to 585 and encodes 194 amino acids. NCBI's taxonomy places the organism in Eukaryota, Fungi, Basidiomycota, Agaricomycetes, Polyporales, Sparassidaceae.